Messenger RNA from Lactuca sativa (garden lettuce), 552 nucleotides. RefSeq lists its product as uncharacterized. The record is from RefSeq and is a predicted model, not a curated record. NCBI's taxonomy places the organism in Eukaryota, Viridiplantae, Streptophyta, Magnoliopsida, Asterales, Asteraceae.
AUGAUUGUAUACUCCGACCAUGCUGCCUUGAAGUAUUUAAUGACCAAGAAAUAUGACAAGACACGAUUGAUUUGGUGGAUUCUUCUUUUACAAGAGUUCGAUCUCGAGAUAAAGGACAAAAGUGGUGCCAAAAACCUAGUUGCGGAUUACUUAAGUCAUUUGAAUGUUACUGGGUCCUCUUCUCCCAUUCUUGAUGAAUUUCCGGAUGAACACCGCUUCUAUCUUUCAAACACCAUUCCAUGGUAUGCAGAUAUUGUCAAUUUUGUGGCUACUAAAGAAAUCACAUACACAUUUACCAGGUACCAAAAGGCCAAGUUGAAUAGUGACUCCACAUACUACGUGUUGGAUGACCCUUAUCUUUGGAAAUAUUGCCCGAAUCAACUAUUACAGAGGUGUGUUCACCAAAAUGAGGUCGAAUUAAUCUUAAAGUCUUGCCAUGAGUAUGCAUGUGGAGGUCAUUUUGGUCAAAAAGAAACAUGUGAAGGUGCUAGAAUGUGGACUCUAUUGGCCACCAAUGUCAAGAGAUACCUAUCUAUUUUGCAAGAGUUGUGA